GCGCUUUGCGCCCUCUUUUGUCUGUGAUAGCACCUCUUUCUUAGAAAUCCUGGCUACGCCCCUGUACACCCCUGUACUGUACCAGAUACUGUACUCACUAUACUGUAGUCUCGCAAGCCUCUUUCAGGGUCUGGGGUCCACAAGACUAUGGCUACCGGUGGUGGACACGGUGUCGACAGUGGAGAGGCAUCGCCACUAGAUGACAUGUGUGAUGACGUGUCGCCACUGUAUGAUCAACUCUAUCCUGCUCGUACUACGUGGUACAAUAUUGGAUUGAAGCUGAACAUCAAUAGUGACGACUUGAGUGCGAUCCGCGAAAUAAACAGCCAAAAUCUUGACACCUGUCUCCGUGAAAUGCUGAUUAAACGUCUGCACUCUGGUGUUCCCCUCUCAUGGAGGGAUGUGUGUGACUGUCUCCGAUCUCCAACCGUGGACCGUAAGGAUGUGGCGAAGAAGAUUGAGGAGUGGAGAAUAGGAAUGACGAGCAGAAAGCAGUCUCUUACUACUCAAUUUUCGUCUCCUUUAUCAGAAACUGGCCUAAUUGGUAUACGGUCAGAUUACUCAAGCCUGGAUGACCAAGUUAAACACCUGGAGGAGAUCUUUAAUUUGAUAACUAACGAAGGGUAUCGACGAAUUAAGAACUCUGGCAUUAGUGUAGAAGAUUUCUAUGCUAUUAUAACGAGCAUGAGUGUAUCGUUAAAGCACAUUGCAGGAAAUUAUGUUGAAGAAUGCUUUGAGAAAGCAAACACGCUCGCAAAGAUGUGGGGCAAGUUAAAUCAAUUCUGGGAUUUCUUAAACUAUGAGCUCUUCCAACAUGUGGUUCGAGUUAUGUUCACUGAAGCAGACGAUCCUUUGCUGAGGAAGCUAGCCGAGUACGAAAGUGAAAGGGAAACAUUUCUAAAUGAAACGAAACUUUGCGAUUUUGUUGACCAUUGGCCAUUUUUAAUCACAAAGCCAAAUAAACAAUCGAUAGUUAAGUUGAAACGAAUAGUCGUUACAGUACGCAAAAAAUGGAAAGACUGUACUUUGUAUGAUGUGAAGACAACUAACAAACUUUUUUCGAAAGGAUUUUCCUUACCGCAAGAAUUUAUGCUUGUGGCAGGUGGUAUCAAGAGCAGUGUCUCCAUCAUCUUAUAUGUCCCUCCUUCUCUGGCCUGCUCAAUAGAGGAACAGGUGAAGCAAGGAAAAGUAUUUAAUUUCUUAGCAGACAACGGCUUUCUAUCUAUCACCAUCGAUGGUAUUCAGGUCUACCCCCUGAGGCAGGCUUCUCUACAAGAUUGUUCAUCUUCCAACUCAUCUACCGAGUAUCUCUCAGCAGAGGAAGAGCUCUCACAAACUGUACCAUUGUCUGGUUGGCCACCAGACCAACUGCCUGUAUUGGAAGACAGCAGAGAAUCUGUGCUAAGUCUAACUGUGAAUGAUGGUGAUUUAAAGAAGCAGAAGCGAGAUACCUCUGGUGCUUCUGCGUUCACAACCAUGGAGACAUCCCGACCUUCAAAAUAUAGUACGCCACGUCCGCUUAACAUGCAAGUGCUUAUGGAGAGAUACUGUCUAACUGAACAUCAACUCAAUUGUGAAAUAGGACAAGAUGAUAUCACCCUCUUGGCUAAACAUUUUGAAAAGAUUGAAUUAUAUUUCGACCUAAUGAACCUAAGUUCAGCUGAAAAGGAUGACGUGGAAAAAAUUAUGCAUUCAAGAGGCAGCCAAGUUGCGAUGAUCAAGUGUUUAUCUCUGUGGAAAGGACACGAUUCUUUCAAAGCAACAUUUUUAGCUCUACUAGAAAUUUUAAUAAAGCUGGAGAAAGGAGAGAUAGCCAGAAACGUCUGUCAGUAUUUGGCUGAAAAAAAUGAGACUCAGAGCAUUGGAGUGUUGACUCGAGAGUCUUUAUCAUCAGACCUUAGUGAUACAAAUGAAUCAUUUACAUCUAGUGAUCAUGCAACUGAAUCUGUUUCAUCAUUGGGAUCGCAGCUAGUACCUCGCCUGCAAUUUGAGUGUGGGUGUGGGCAAUGCACUGUGUAUGGUUUCAUCACUGGAGAGACCUGCCCUAAUCCUAAAGCUUUUCCAUUUCCUAAGUUAGAAGUCUAUGGAAUUCCUUCGGACGAUAUCGACUAUAUUGAAAUGGAGUUGCUUCACCAAUCAACAAAACUGCACAGAAGUUUUUGCGAGUUAGUGAUGGACACAUUUAAUCACAUGCUAGAGAGGUCUGUAGACAUACAGAAAUUAAUUAUUUAUUUGAAGUACAUUUUAAAGCGUAAAUGGUAUUUCCCAUCGACCAGCUCACAAGUUUCAGAUUGCUUGGAUGGUCUCGAAAGUUUUGAUGAUAUUGGAAUCUAUUUGACAAAACAGCAAUACUGUUCAUGGUUUGAUUAUGAAUUGAUUGAACAUCUACGAACUAAAUAUCUGUUUGCUAGCAGUGAUUCAGUUUUGGAUGACUACAAAGCUAAAUUUAAAUUGUAUGUUAGUCAGCGUUGCUUUAUCUAUCUGCACGAUGAGGGUCCUUGGCCAAAACACCAAGUUAAAGUGAAGUGCAAACUAGACUUCAAGUAUGAACAGCUCUCGCAUGCAGUUAUCAAACAUCUGAAAUAUGUAUUUGCUAAAAUUCUCGGCUCACCGAACUACCAUGUAUGUUUCAAACAAGCGAGACAAGGCUGUACUGAGCUUGUAUUCGGAGCACCUCCUUACUUUAGGGAAAUCCGCCAGCUGUCAAAGUAUCAGAAAUCUCAGCUCAAGGCCCAUGGCUUCCUCAAAGUUAUUAUAAUGGAGCAAAAUCUACUCGAAGUUGACUCAGAAGAAGUUAGACUGAAAGACACAGGUUCUGUGUCUAGUCUCGAUAAUAGUGAGCUGGGUGAGAUCAGCAGUACAUGUAGUGAAGUAGACUAUGAGACAAGUGAUAGAGAAGAGGCAGAUAUUGAUACCACAGACCUUGAAUACACCUUUACAGGUCCUGGAUCUGAAGUGGAAGUAACCUACAACCAAAUUCUCAACACUAUUUGUGAAAGUAAACUUGAACUACAAGAGAAAAUGGAUCUAAACGUGUCUCCAUGCUCGCUCUGGAAAGCUCUUCACGGUGGACAGCAAUAUAUGGCAUUAGUAUACAAUGGCAAAAGUGAUAUACUGAAAUUCAGCAAAUACAUUGAAGAUGUGCAAAAGAAUAAGCCCAAUGUAAUGCCAGCAAAAUGUGUUCAUAUUGAUACUAAACUCUCUUUCCACCCCAUUAUCUUGUUUGAAGUUCAGCAGCCAUUAAAAGAGUAUUGCUUUUCAUCUGAGGCCAUAUCUGAAAUACAACAGCUGUCAUUGUUAUCGAAUGCUGCUAUUAGUGUUCUUGGGUUCUCGUCAAGUAUUACCCUUCAAUUGACUACAGAAUCUCUGUUUGUACACAAAUCUAGUACUAAUGACACAAAAGCUAUGUUUUUACCUAUAUAUGAGCAAUCAUACUUCCAUCAAUUGGAACCCAAAAUCAAACCUGAGUUACCUAGCUUGAAUUGGCUCAACGAUAGUCUUCUUUUGAUGGUCCAUCGUAAACAGUGCAACAGCAAUUCCAAACUACCUGAAAACCACAUUCUCUUCAACAUUUUCAAGCACAGGUGGUUCCCAGACGAUAAACUAGGCUCCUCAAGUACUGUAACAGCAGAUGUUGCCAAAGAACUAGAACACAUACUAGAGUUGGAGAAAACCAGACUGGAAAUGAAAGCUACUCUUGAACUAGCAGAUUCUGAAUAUUUGGAGGUACCACAUUUGCACAUGCUUCUCAUUGGGCACACGGGAGUUGGAAAGACGUCCAUCAGAAAGCAUCUUCAGAACAUUCCCUUUAAUGAUAAGGAGAAAAGCACAAUAAUAAUGGAGCAAGAGCUGCUAUACCAAGAAACAUUUGAAAGUACAAUAGACUCCAAGAAAAGCGCCGUGGUAUUUAAGAAGUACGACAGCGUUUAUAAGAGCAACCCAGAUAAUAUUUAUCUAACUCUCUGGGAUACAGGAGGGCAACCAAUGUUUCAAGAUCUUCUUCCUUGCUUCGCCAAAUUUAGAUCCAUUUAUGGUAUUGUUGUUCGACUUUGUGAUUUGUUGGAAAAUUCUAACGCUUCCAUUAGACCUACCUGCCCACUUGAAAUAGAGAGAGAGUCUCCUUACACAUAUACUGAUUACCUGUAUCGAUGUCUUUCCUUCUUAGACUCUAAUUCACUGGAUGUGCAUCUCAGCAACCUUCCAGAUAUAUUAAAGAAGAGAGUAUUCGAAUUAGCUAGCGGAACGGUUUUUCCUAAAAUAGCAUUUAUCGGUACUUUUAAAGAUCAGAUUAAAAUAGAUGACAAGCAAGACUUGGAUCAAAUGCUCCUUCAGUUAAAACUCAAUCUGAACUCUCUAGGAACGAACUUUCAUGAAAAGGUAAUCUUGCCUUUAGCUUCUACACCCAACUCUUUUAUGUUUGAGAUAGACAACACACAAUCAGGAGCAAAGUAUGAUGAUCCUGGAAUGAAAACUUUGCGAGAGCAAAUAGUUUCUUGCACAAAGAGUGCCAAAGCAAAGAUACCUAGGAAAUGGAUUGCUUUCAAGAUUGAUCUAGAACGAGAAUCACGUUUACAACAGUCUUGCACAGGAAUUGUGACAUUUGAAAAAGCUAGUGAAAUAGCUAAAAAGUGUAAAACAGACCUUAGAGCAGCUCUCUGUUAUUUUCAUGAACUUGGUAUCUUCAUAUGGUAUCACGAUAAGAAAAGGCUCCAAGAAUAUGUUUUUGUUGAGCCUAAGAACCUACUUUCCAUUCUUGGAACUAUUCUUGAUCCCCAAGUGUAUAUUGAUCAUCCUAAGCAAUGGAAGAGUCUUCAAACACGGGGUAUUCUGAAUGUUCAAGUUGGUAAAAAGCUUCUAGAGGGUAGUAAGACUGGUCUCCCGCUAUCAUGGAUUCUAAACUUCUUUGAUGAACACCAUUUAGCAAUGCAUAUGCCUUUACUGGAAAGCUACUUUAUUCCGUCUAUGCUCCAAGUGCUUCCCAUUUGUCCUAAUCAUCAGCAUGUAUUUCAUACGAGAAUUUCAGCCUGUUCUGCACUACCUAAUCAUCAGCAUGUAUUUGGUACAAGAAUUUCAGCCUGUUCUGUAUUACCAGCCGAUUUACAAGUGGCACCACUGUUUUUGGUCCCAAUCUCUAAGUUUAUACCACCAGGUUUUUUUCCAAGACUAAUGACCGUACUUUCUGGAAUCAAAAAAGGCAGAAUAAUAUGGAAACUGUCACCCGAUUUUAUAAAUUGUAAGAACAUGGUGUCGUUUGAAAUUAAUAACCAGUUUCGGCUUGUAUUCACUGAGUUUAUUGAUUGUGUUCGAGCUCACUUUGAUGGACUUAAUGAUAACAAUAUUCCCCAUCUUGACCUAUGUCUUCAAAUUGUAUCCACUCUGAAUGUGCAGCUGCAAAGAGUUAUCAAUACGAAAUCGAUGCGCUUAACAUUUGUGUGUUCUUGCUCCGAACAUUCAUCUAGCAUCCACUUUCUCAAAUAUUUGCCAUUUGCAACUGAUAACCAUGUACCAUGUGGUGAACAUACUGGCAAACAAAUGGAGCUCACUGCUGCCCACAAAAUAUGGUUGACCGAUGAACAUCAUCCAAAGAUAGCUACUCUAAAAGAUGCUGAGGCUAGAUUUGGAGCUGCAAUGCAAGGAAGCAAAUUUGGUGUGCGGUUCACAACAAUCCUUUUUACUGGACUGCCAGAAUCAGAUGUCUAUGCUUGCAAACAAAUGAUCAUGGAUAAAAAGUUUACGCCAACACUUUCAUUGGAUUCCAUUCAACCUGGACCAGCUAACUUUCAAUUUAGUUGCUACACUGUCAGUGGUGAACGUUUUAAAACUCUACAAGAUGACGAUUUGGAUAUGUUAUUUGCUUGUAAUGCUGCAGUACAGACUCCAAAGAGAGCUAAAAAUGACAGGUCAUCCAAAGAAGCAUCAAGCAAUGUGGAUACAGUGCUUGUUCAGACUCCAAAAGGAGCUGAAAAUGAUGAGUCAGAUAAAAAUGUUAUGCAACAAGGACCCAAAGCAUCAAAUGAUUUGGAAAUGGUGCUUGCUCAAGCUGAAAAGGACGAGUUAGAUGAACAUUCUAUACAACAAAGACCCGAAGAAGCAUCAAGUGAAAAUCCUGAAGAAAACCCUAUUCAAUCUGUUGGUAAAGAAGUAUCAAGACCGAUACAUGUUGGAAAUUCCCCACAGCAUCAUAUUCUAAUCUAUGAGCCAAUACCUAUGAAAAGUCUCUUACAAUGUGUCUCUUCUGAGAAAAUUUUGCAACUAAUGGUCAAUCGUGAUCGAUCGCUUACAACAGAUUUCGAUAAUUUGACUAUUAUUAAUUGCGUAUGCUGCUCUGAUGUUUGGUUGUUAGAUGUACUACCAAUUUUCCUUCAAGGGAUUGCCAUAGGCAUUAACUCUAUUAGUAUGAGCCAACAUCUUGAACAAGAAAUAUUCCUUCAGGAAAUGUCAGUUUCUAGACAAGUAUCUCUCACUAGCAAGCAACUAAUAAAAGACAUCAGUGUACUAGCAACAAAAUUGCUAGUUGUUGGAAAGCACGCAGAAGUUAAGUCGAUUGAAACUAAUGAGAGAAUGAGUGAGAUUCUUUUUAGGGACAAUGGACAGGCAAAGUUCAUUACAGGUGAGGAUGGAAAACAAGCAAUAUUUGAAGUCGGAAAAGCAUGGAGAGAGAUAGAAAACAUUGAGCAGCAUCUAGUAUCAUCGUUGGCUUUGAUUGAACUGAAGCAGGUCUCUCUAUCCUGGCAUAUGCUUGGUCACGCUAUCAAGAAAGUUAUGCAACAAUACAAUCGGUCAUUUAUUAGCAAACAAGAAGUAUUGAUUAUUGCCACCAAUUUCAAACUAUCUAUUACUGAUCUUGAAAUUGCUUUACUUAACUUGCACAUGAGUGGCUUGAUUCUUUAUUAUGGCAAUGUCCUUCCAAAUGUGAUAUUUAAAGAUUCGACCGUAUUGAUCGAAUUGAUUGCACAGAUAAAUCUUUAUGCCAUGCAACAUAAUCAAGGAGCUAUUAUUCCCCUCACUGCAUUUGAAGCUUGUGAACAAAUGUAUGCUGGAGGAUUGUUCACAUGUAAAGAAGCUAUUUCCCUCUUCAGAGAUUUACAUAUAUUAACUGAGUUGGAAACUACUUCGUUAUUCUUGAUGCCAUGCUUACUGAGGGAAGAAGUCAGUGUUGAAACUCUCAGCUCUAUUUUCAGUGCAAAAGACACCAAAGUUGCUCCACUUGUGAUCCAGUAUUCAUUAUCCCGUGGCAUGUUUGAGUACAUAAUGUGCUACUUGUGCUCACAGUGCAAUCGUCACCCAUGGCCAUGGAAAAUUAAGGCUCCUCAAUUUCGAGUUUUCAAAAACUGUGUGCAGUUCAUUUUACCCGGACUGAAUGUUCUAAUUACUUUGUAUAGACAGGAAGAUGCUGAAAUGACUGUUUAUGUCACUUCAAUGCAAGAUCAUGAAAUUCUACCAUCUAUCAGAGCAGCAAUUGUUAAUGGUUUCAACAAAGCCGCGGAAGCAUUUCACAUUUCUGGCCAAGCUUUUCCUGUUGUGGGGUUUCACUGUACAUGUGGUCAGGUUAACUACACACACAUGAUCGUUCCUAGCACAGAGGGUCACUGGAAAUGUUCUGCUACAAAUGAAAUACUUGCACUUCUUUCUGUUCAAGACAUUUGGUUUAUCAAUGAUGUUUUACGUAAUGGUGCUGGCACAGUUACCGUUCACAACGUGUUUACUGAGCUCAUCCCAUGGUCCAAUUCGUGGUACAGAGUAGGGAUGCUCUUCAACUUGGAGAGUGAUGUGCUAGAAACCAUAACAGUACAGUACCACCGAGACACAGAUGCAGCACUAAUGGAGGUGAUCAGAAAAUGGUUCCACGCUCAUCACAACCCAAGCUGGGAGGAGGUUCAACAAGUACUCUUGUAUAUGAAACAAUCAGAUACUUCCCUAAUUGAACGUUACAUGACUGAAGAUGUCUUUAAAGAGUGUCUCCCUAGCCUUACACUCUUUGUUAGCAUAUCCACACUCCUUCCAUACUUGCUAAAAUAUCGUCUGGUACAUAUGGCUGACGUCGAUUCCGUACAAUCGCCGUAUCUUGACAAUUUAACUAAGAUAACUAAUCUUAUCCAACUAAUAAAAAGAAAUGGAGGUGAAAAUGGUUUUGACCUACUCUACGAUUGUUUAUUUAAUACCAGUGAGGAGCACCAAGGACAUGAUGAAAUUGUUGAAGAGCUUAACAAAUGUGCACUAUCCUUCUCAUCAGAUGUUGAUCAUGCUGUAGAGUCAGUGGAUGCACUCAUCAGGGAAAUCUCUGACCACAUUGGACCAGAUUGGAUGGUCCUAGCCAGAGGUCUUGGUUUUACGGAAACUAACAUUCAAUCAAUUGAAUACACCCAUGAACGAGACCUAAAAGAGCAAAUUUAUCAGUUUUUCUACGAGUGGAAGCGAAGAAAUGGACAAGAUGCUACUCGAGAUAAACUCUUUACUGUCUUGUAUGAGAGUGGAUUAAAUGAAGUCUUGAAGAAAUCAAAGGCUCAAAAAAGCUCUCCAUUGACUGAGGAAGACUCUGAUGCUCUAGAAAAGCUGCUUCUAGACAAGAACAUCAAAAGAUUUGCUUUGACUGGAGAGAGGACAUAUAAGACAGUUAUACACCACCUUCGUGAGCUCGGACACGAGGAACUUGCUGCAAAGCUCAGACCAAACCUCGACAAAGUGAUUGGAGAGCAAAAGCGAUAUCUGAAGAAAUUGGACGAUCUGAUGACUGACAAAGAGACUAUCUCCAUGCAGUACCUCCGCCUCUUUCUUGUCGGGCCACCAUCCGUGGGAAAAACAACAACUCUUAGUCGUUUGCUGAAAGAUAUCGAAAACAUCAGUUCUGCUGGAGACAAGGCAAAGCUACGCAGUACGCUACUCGCCAAUUGCCAUCAAGUGGUCACCUACAUGAACAAAGAUGUCACAGAUUGGGUUUGUUCCAAAGACGUAGAAGAGGAAGCAAAGAUCCUCUUUGGCUACAUGUACAGUAGCAAGGUCGAUGAAGUCCCAAGUGCCACAAGCCAGGAAAAGACAAAAACUGUCCCCGAAAGCGAAAAGCACACAAGCAUACCCAAGCCACCUUCUCUGGAAAAGCCUCGGUCAAAGCCUCAAAAAGAAACACGCACUGAAAGACGAGAGGAUGCUUACCAACAGAACAGGCGCAUACCGAUCAAGGCUCGACUGCAAAAGCUGAUAAAGAGCGGAAACUUCUUCGAAAUGGCCAAAUGUCUUGGCAAUACCUUGCUAAACAUCAAUGAUGUUGGAGGACAACCUGCCUUCCUAGAAAUGCUACCAGCCCUAUGCAAUGGUCCUGCCAUGUAUCUAGUGUUCUUGGAUCUGAGCAAGGAACUUGACAAGCCCUACGAUAUUCCCUUCAGUCGUGACAACACAGUCAUUACUCCAUUCAAAGCUGUUCACACAGUGGAAACCACAGUCUCUCAAAUCCUCUCAGCAGUUGCCAGUAUCCAUCACAUCUCUCGAGAAGAUACCAAGUACAAAACCAUCUUCAAAUUGAACGAGAAGUUUGAAAAUUUCCAACAAGUUCGUCCGGUAGCAGCUUUAAUCGGUACUCACGUGGACAAGUUGGAGAAUCCGAAAGAGAAAAUCAAGCAAGUCAACCAUGCUCUGAAACCAACCACUCAAAAGUUUUCCGAGAUCCUUGUAUCCCCUCCGUCUGAUUCUGAAUCUUCAUUUUUUGCCGUGGACAAUUUUGCUGGAACUGAACAGUCUGACAUUGCCCCGAUUCGUGAUUUCUUGAGCGAUGUUUUCGCCCGUUACUUCAAGGAUGCAUCUCUGCCCAUCAAACCGAAAUGGCUUCUACUGGGCACACUACUGCGGAUGGAGUACUCAAUCGUGUCGAUGGAAGACUGCCUGGAAAUAGGGAGAUUGUUGGAAAUGGAUGAAGAAGACACCAAAUUCUGUCUGUGGUACCUACAGAAGAUUGGAUCCAUACUCCAUUACGGGAAUGUACCCAAUGAUAUCGAUGGCUGGCUGAGCAACCACCUGUUUUGCAGUCCUGAAGUGAUCUUCACUAGCAUCAGCCAACUGAUACUUGCUGCUUUACGCAUCCUCCAUUCUGAAGGCUACGUCACUGAGUUUGAGCGAGCAGAGUUGGUCAAGAUGGGGCAGUUUUCACUGGAGGCCAUUAUCAAGUACUGUACUGGUCCCGAUGUUACAAAGAUGCUCAAGAAAGGAGAGAUUAUCCCAGCCAAGCAUCUCAUCAUACUGCUGCAAUAUCUCAACCUUCUGUCCGAAAUUGUCCACGAAGAUGCCAAUGAUCCGAAGGUCACUCGAAUCACGUACCUCAUGCCUGCUAUUUUGGACUGUGCUUCACAAGAGGAGCUGACCAACCCACCUCCACCAGACACCAACAACCCAGAACCACUCCACAUCACAUUCAGCUUUGGUUACGUACCAACAGGAGUCUUCUGUGGGCUCAUCACUCGACUAGUUUCCCAAGGCCCUCAUGGAAUUCUCGGAUUGACGUGGGAAUUGGUGGAAGAUGGCGUCAAACGAAAUUGUGUUUCGUUUUCUAUCGAUGAUGUUCAUACGGUUACGCUACUCUCCCACGAAAAGAGCUACGAAAUUCGAAUCUCUCGAGACGACCCUGACACCUCUCUUCAUGACCUCUGUGGAUAUGUGCUGGAAACAAUCCUCUACACUAUCAAGUGCCUAUUCCAGCAUCUGGUGAUGCAUAUUGCAUUCCAAUGUCCCUGUUCCAAAGAUUGUACUGAACGCAGCGUCAACCAUCUGUGUGCUCUCUCUAGCAAAUCACGAAUCAGGUUUAUCUGUGAGGCUUCCAAGAAAGCAGUUGGUCUCAAAUCAGAACAGCAAGUCUGGCUGGGGAAGCACGUGUGUCUAGGAAGCAGGACGGAACUAGAGGUGCUAAAGUUUGCUGAGGAUGGUUUCUCCUUCCACUGGAGCAAAGAGGGCUCCAGACGUCAGAUCAAGACAACUGAUGAUCAACCCAACACUGUGAGUUUCCAGAGUGUGAGAGAGGAGGACUUUGGUCACUACCAGUGUGAGGUGAAGGAUGCAGCUGCUGGGAAAGUGCUCCUCACUCUCUACACAGCUCUCUACAAACACCAGUCAAAAUCGUCACCAUUUUUGCAUCGUAGCAAAAACCAAACAGUAGAAAUUUCAAAACUGCUUCUGACUGGAGUGGAUAUUCCAGACAUUUUAAAGAAGCUGAGAGGUGCCAGCAACAAUUGGUUCAACUUGGGACUGGCCCUCGGGAUAAACUAUUACGAGAUGAAGAAUAUUCAAGAUCGAUACCAAGAUAACAAUCGCCGCCUAAUGAUGGUGGUAGCCAAGCGCCUUGAAGUAACUGAUCCAGAGCAUCCGAUGACAUGGCCUUACAUAUGUGAAUGUCUAAGGAGGCCUACUGUUGAGCGUAACGAUGUAGCCGAGGAAAUUGAAGACAAGUAUUUGAGGACAGCAACUGCAGUUGCUCAUAGUGCCACCAAUUGAUCAUGAGAACCUGACAAGAUACUGGAGUUACUUGAAAGGGACGAAUAAAUGUCAAGUAAAGAAAACUAACUUUUAAACAUCACACAACACAAACUAGUAACAUUCUUUGUAUAAUACGUUUUUAUGAUCUAUCCUUAAUUAAGCACUCAAAAAUUGUAAUAGAAUCGUAACGUAGCAAGUCAUUUUUACUUAUAAUUAUACUUGCAUAUUUUUUGUGUGUCCCUUUUUACUAGCUAUGAGAGUAGAAGUAAUAAAAUUUUCUUGCCCUAACUGA
Molecule: messenger RNA, 11746 nt
Organism: Halichondria panicea
Lineage: Eukaryota; Metazoa; Porifera; Demospongiae; Suberitida; Halichondriidae
Exons: 20
Coding region: 148-11472 (3774 amino acids)
Biological process (GO): signal transduction
Molecular function (GO): protein binding
Source: RefSeq, a predicted model, not a curated record